AUGCCUCAGACCAGUAGUAAUAUAUUAUACAGAAGGAUUUUUCUCUCAAUGCCCGUUACAACAGCUUCAUGUGAAAGGAGUUUCAGCAAACUUAAAUUGAUAAAAACAUAUUUAAGAUCAACAAUGGCUCAAGAGAGAUUAUCAAGCAUGGCCAUACUUUCAAUAGAAACAGAAGUCGCUAGUAAAUUGGAUUACGAAGAAGUUAUUGACAAAUUUGCCGACACAAAAGCAAGGAAAAUAUCGUUAUAA
This is a messenger RNA of Acyrthosiphon pisum (pea aphid), 249 nucleotides long. RefSeq lists its product as uncharacterized. NCBI's taxonomy places the organism in Eukaryota, Metazoa, Arthropoda, Insecta, Hemiptera, Aphididae. The transcript is spliced from 2 exons. The coding region runs from base 1 to 249 and encodes 82 amino acids. Gene Ontology annotation, molecular function: protein dimerization activity. The record is from RefSeq and is a predicted model, not a curated record.